Oncorhynchus tshawytscha (Chinook salmon) is the source of this 1850-nucleotide messenger RNA. RefSeq names its product F-box and WD repeat domain containing 4 (gene fbxw4). Gene Ontology annotation, biological process: SCF-dependent proteasomal ubiquitin-dependent protein catabolic process. Lineage: Eukaryota; Metazoa; Chordata; Actinopteri; Salmoniformes; Salmonidae. Gene Ontology annotation, molecular function: protein binding. The record is from RefSeq and is a predicted model, not a curated record. Bases 831 to 1736 code for a protein of 301 amino acids. The transcript has 9 exons. Gene Ontology annotation, cellular component: SCF ubiquitin ligase complex.
GAUAAGCAUCAUGACUUCCCAAGAGUUGUUUACAUCUACUUCCACGCGGCUUGCUACAGUUGUUGCCAUUCACACCGCUAUCCUUCUCGAUGCAAAGUUUUGCAACACUGUAGCAUGCACUACAUGGGCUACACUGUUUCAGCAUGGUGCCCAUGGAAAACGUUUAUGUGUUGUAAAAACGCAUACAGAUAGCCUCGUGGUUACUUGCUGUAGAUAUCUGAACGGCGUUUACAAAUAAGUUGUAGCUGCAUAAUAACACAUUCCUUGUUGCACACAGUCAUGGUGCUACAUAAUCCUGAGAAGAAUAUCCUCGGCCAAUGACUGCAGUUAUGUUGACAUGACGACACAGUUUUUCAGGAUACAUUCAUUGUAUGAAAUAUAUAUAGCCUAUUUCCCACUUGCUGCCGUGGAAGCCCUGAGUCUGACUGACUGGUCUAGAAACACUGUUCUAGAGAACCUAACAUUGUGAAUUGGACCUGAGCCAUUCUGGCAUUACUGCCUUCUCCCCCAGCACAGCUACUCAUGCCACAGUGACAGCCACUCUUAUCAAACCAUGGGUCUCCUUUGAGAUGCAGCCUAACAGCAGUGUAAAUAAACUUGGUAAUCCUGCUGAGCGCUACAGGACACCACAUCCCACAGCUCUGUGAGAGAAGCAGGCUGUUUCCUCCAGCCCACAUCCACCCCCUCUGGCACAGGCCUCCUGAACACAUGUGAACACAUAUGCUAGUGUUCUGGACGACAGUGUUGGGUUCAAGUAUCCCCACAUCCCUCUGAAGGACAGAGUGAAGGUAUCUCAGAACUGGUGCCAUGGGAUCUGCAGAAAGGAAGUCAUGCUCAAAUGGAGGAUUAACUUGUUGCCGUGGAUACAGCUAGACGGGGAUGUGCUGUAUCUGUCUCAGGCUGCAGACAUCGGAGCGUACCAUCUGAGGCCGGACACGGGGAAGCUCCAGCGCAGCCCCAUGGCUCUGUUCUCAGGACACCUGGAAGACGUGUGUCGAUUUGCUGUGACUGACACACACCUCGUUAGUGGAGGAAGUGAUGGUAAGAUCCUGGUGCACCACAGGAGGAAUGGGUUCUCAAUGGAGUACUCAGGUCACAACCAGGAAGUGAAUUGCCUGGACUGCAGAGGAGGACUGAUUGUCAGCGGCUCCAGAGACAGAACAGCCCGGAUUUGGACUUUGUCUUCCAACUGCCCCAGAGACACGAUCCCUAUGAACGACAGGGUGUGGUCUGUGGCUAUUAGUCCCACACAGAGCUCCUUCGUGACUGGCACAGCCUGCUGUGCGAACUUCUCUCCUCUGCGGAUCUGGGAUGUUGAAAGGUGUGAGCUGCUGUGUUGUCUGGGUUCAGAGUUCCGUCGGGGUGCAGGUGUGUUGGAUAUAGUCUAUGAGUCGCCUGUCCAGCUGCUCACCUGUGGCUAUGACACCUACAUCCGCUCCUGGGACCUUCGCCUCAGCCCCAGGAAGUGUGUCAUGGAGUGGGAGGAGCCUCACGACAGUGCCCUCUACUGCAUCCAGACGGAUGGGAAUCACAUGAUUGCCAGUGGCUCCUCUUACUAUGGCGUCAUACGGACGUGGGAUAAGCGGCAAACCCGCUGCUUAGAGAUGUUCCAGCUGUCCUCUGCUGUGAGUAGCCCAGUGUACUGCCUGCGUUUCAACACCUCUCACCUGUACGCUGCCCUCGCCACAGCACUGCACUCUCUUGACUUCAAACAGGGCCCCCGGCCUCGCAGAUAACGCCCACUCCCACAGACAGCUGUUGGGAUUUAAAACAAUAAAUUCGAUGUUUUUGACAGUAAAUGGCUUCAUUCUCUGUAAUAACUGGAACUCUGAGCUAGAAAGACCGUUGGG